Molecule: messenger RNA, 832 nt
Organism: Theobroma cacao (cacao)
Lineage: Eukaryota; Viridiplantae; Streptophyta; Magnoliopsida; Malvales; Malvaceae
Source: RefSeq, a predicted model, not a curated record
CGCCCUUACUCAGUUUAAUAGAUCGUGCGCUCGGGAGCAGCCUCAUCUUGACCUUUUUACUUUUAAUUUUCCAAUUCCCUCAUCUCCAUUGACAACAAAAUUCUCCCCUCAAUCAAACCCAAAGAAAGAAAGAUCUCCAUGGCGUUGCGAAGCGUAAUCCUCCUCAUUCUAAUCUCGCUCCCCGCUUCAUUUGCUUCAACCGAUGAGAAGCUAUCCGCAUAUCAAGUUCUUCAACAGUACGACUUCCCGAUAGGCAUCCUUCCCGAGGGCGUAAUUGGUUACGAAUUGAACAGAGACACGGGUGAGUUUUCAGCUUAUUUGAACGGAACCUGCAGCUUCCCCAUCGAGUCGUACGAUCUGAGUUACAAGUCCACCAUACAAGGAGUGAUCUCCAGAGGCAGGAUCACGAAAUUGAAUGGUGUCAGCGUUAAGGUUCUCUUCUUCUGGCUUAAUAUCGUUGAACUGAGCCGUCAUGGAGACGAGUUGGAAUUCUCUGUGGGGAUUGCGUCGGCCAGCUUCCCUAUUGACAACUUUUUCGAGUCUCCGCAGUGUGGGUGUGGACUCUACUGUAAUCAGUUGAAUGGUUUCGUGUCUUCUAUUUAGGUCAGUGCUGACUAGAUGAUUAAUAAUUGUCUGUUCCUGUUAGGGAUUAAUGUUUUGGUUUCCAGCCUCUUUGGAAAUCUUCGCUGCUACUAGUAAUACUUUUAGGACCAGUAUAAAUUUGGUCAGUUGGCUAUGCUAUGCAUGAUUUGGAUAAAGGAUAUUCAUGAAAAGGUGGGUGAUGAACUACCUCCUUUAUUGUUGGAAUCAAUUCCUUGUCUUUCUUUUUUCU